Colletotrichum orchidophilum is the source of this 1008-nucleotide messenger RNA. Its product is annotated as zinc-binding dehydrogenase. The transcript has a single exon. Bases 1 to 1008 code for a protein of 335 amino acids. NCBI's taxonomy places the organism in Eukaryota, Fungi, Ascomycota, Sordariomycetes, Glomerellales, Glomerellaceae. The record is from RefSeq and is a predicted model, not a curated record. Gene Ontology annotation, cellular component: mitochondrion. Gene Ontology annotation, molecular function: oxidoreductase activity.
AUGACAAGUAUCCGCAAAGUGGUCAUCUCCCAAUACGGCGACGUCGACGUGAUCAAAGUGGUCACCGAUGUCUGCCCUCCACCAUCACCCGGCGAAAUCCAAAUCACCACAGAGUACUCGGGCUUCUCCGGCGCCGACGUCAACAUGCGCAAGGGUAUCUACCCCUUCAUGAAGAAAGCCCCGCUGACGCCAGGCUACUGCCUCGUCGGCACCGUCCGCGCCCUGGGCCCAGGUUCCAAGAACUUCCAAAUUGGUGACGUCGUCGCCGUCCUGACAAAGUACGACUCCGAGGCGGAGCUCGUCAACCAGCCGGAGAAGUACUGUAUCCGGGUGCCCGACGGCGUGGACCACCGCCAGGCGACGGCCCUCAUCUGCGACUGGAAUACCGCGUACGGCAUGGUGAUGCACUCGGCGCGGGUGUCCAAGGGCCAGCGGGUGUUCGUGCACGGCAUGAGCGGCGCCGUGGGGUACGCCCUCAUGAAGCUCGCGCAGCUGCAGGGGGCGACGGUGUACGGGACCGCGAGCCAGCGGAACCAUAUCGAUAUUCGGCGGGAGGGCGGGAUUCCCUUUGUGUACAGCGACAAGAACUGGAUGCGGGAGAUGGUUGGGCUGGGGGGCGCGCACGCCGUCUUUGACCCGCUGGGGUUCGAGAGCUUCGACGAGAGCUACAGCAUUCUUGCCGAGGACGGCACGCUCGUCGGGUUCGGGAAUAACAAGGCGUCGUUGAACGAGGGCGGGCCGGCGCGGAACCCGAUGGGGGCGCUGUUGAAGUUGUUUGCGAGGAAUUUGAACUUGUUGACGAUGAGGAGCACGACGUUUUAUGCGUUGAACCGGGACUCGGCGACGUAUGUGCCCAACAUGACGGCCUUGUUGGAUAUGUUGAGGACGGGGACGAUUACGGUGCCGAUCAAGUGUGUUUGGGACAUGGAGGAUAUUCAAACUGCGCAUCGGCAAUGGGGCGGCGGGAGUGGUGUUGGAUCUCUGCUGAUCAAGGUGGCCAAGGACUAG